Molecule: messenger RNA, 4168 nt
Organism: Xyrauchen texanus (razorback sucker)
Lineage: Eukaryota; Metazoa; Chordata; Actinopteri; Cypriniformes; Catostomidae
Product: cAMP-regulated phosphoprotein 21-like
Exons: 21
Coding region: 1930-4020 (696 amino acids)
Cellular component (GO): cytoplasm
Molecular function (GO): nucleic acid binding
Source: RefSeq, a predicted model, not a curated record
CUGCACGCGCUCUGCUGGCAGAAACAGAAGAUGUUGAACAAGCUUACCGGGCGGCAAAACCGCUCAUCUUAAACAUUUAUAACGAUUUCGGUUACUUUAUUCCGAUAGAACAACAUACAGAAACUACAGCUGCUCCUGCGCCGUCACCGUGUGCGUCAGUGACAGCAGCCUGAAGUCCCCAAACAGCCGCUCCAAAUAUAACCCGUGCCAGACUGAGAUCGGAAUGCGAGCUAGUGGUCGAAACCGAACACCAUCUCGGCUGCUGCUACUCCUUCGUCCUGACAGACAGAAUGAAUCUUGAACACAGAUCUUUGCGCUAUGCUGCAGCGCGCGCGUCUGUGUGUGUGCGCGCGACUUUCCCCAAAUGCUGUUUACGCAUUAAUGUCUGCCAAAAUUACAUUAGUCAGGGGCACUGACGUGCGCAGAACGGGGGCUACAGGGGCGCAAGCCCAUUCCCUUUCGUUCUCAAAUCUAAAGGUGCCCUUCACAAAUGUGAAGAUGCCCUUUUAAGAGGAGGUGCCUUUACAACAGCAUAACAUUUGUGGCAUAAUAUUGAUUAGCACAAAAAAUAAUUUUGACAUGCCCAUCCUUUCUUUAAAAACAAAAACAAAAGCAGACCACUUUCAGUGGAAGUGAAUGGGGGCCAAUCUGUAAACAAUAAAAUACUCACUGUUUCAAAAGUAUAGCUACUGUACAAGAAAUGAACAAUAUGUGUGUUAACAUGAAUUUAGUGUGAUUAAUCACUUACUAACCUUUUCUGUGUAAAGUUAAAGCAGAUUGACAUCUUUGUUGCCAUGACGAUGUAAAGUCAACAAACCCUAAAACCCAAAAAAAGACAUUAAAACGACGAUUUAAAGAACAUCUCAGAUCAAAUAGUGCAUUAGUUUCACCAGAAGAAUUCAUGUAAGUGCUUUUACAAAAUUAUAAGUUUCACAUUUCUGUCUUUAAACCCUCUAAACGGUGGCCCCAUUCACUUCCAUUGUAAGUGCCUCACUGUAACUUCCAUUUUUGAUUUUUUAAAGGAGAGAUGAGUAAAAAUAAUUUUUGUGCUAAUCAAAAUUCUGCUACAAAUUCUGUCAAUUGAGCUCAACUUGUAUUGGACCCGGGAUAUUCCUUUAACAAAAUAAAAUUAUAAAUAAAUAAAUAAUAAUUUAUAGAAAGAAAAAUACAAAGAAAUAUAUAGAAAGAUUAUUACACUGCUGAAGGUCAACUACAUUUAUUGUGAUUAAUUUGAUGAAUUUAUUAUGAUGGGUUUGGCUAUAUAUAAAACAGAAAUUGUAAAAUAAUAAUAAUUACUAUAACUGCAUCUAGUCUUUGGCAGAAACUACAGUUACCAGGUUAAAUUUGGUCACACUUUUACAAUCUUUCAUGGUACUGUGUAUUUACAUAAGUAAUUACCAGGAAAUAUUAAUGAGCUACAUAAACUUAUUGUAUCAGCAGUUUUUGAGCUGCUCAUACUUGCAUAUUGUUAUAUUGUUAUCACUAUAGUAAUAGAUAUUAACGUGUAAUAUGUGUUACGCAAAAAUAAAGUGUCAUCGUUAAUACUUGUAAAGGUGGGUCAAAGGCAGAAAUAAAAGACCAAUGUGCUGUUCCUUUGAGCUGGUUAGAUGACAUCUCUUUCACACCAUUAUUUUACAGCCACCUGUCAGCUAACCCAGAUUAGACCUUGAUCGUGAUGCCAAGAGCGACUGUGGUGUCUGUGCGUGUGUAGGCGAGGGCUUAACGGUGGUGAAAAAUCUGUCCAGCCAUCUGUUCUGGCAAGAGAAGAGAAGAGAAGAGAAGAGAAGAGAAGAGAAGAGAAGAGAAGAGAAGAGAAGAGAAGAGAAGAGAAGAGAAGAGAAGAGAAGAGUGUGGAAAAAAGAGGAAGGAACAUAUCUUGGUACUAAUUGGCUUGGAUGGUCAUGGGGCAUAUGGUGGCCUACAACUGAUAUGACUUUUGAAUCUGCACAUUUCAAGAUGUCGGAAACAGGAGAAUCUCAAAAUCUUCAAGAAUGCACUAAGAAUGAUGAGAUGCCACUUCCAUGUUGUACCAUGGACACUGAGGACUGUCAUAACAACAGCCAGCCAAACUCAGAUGGUAAACAUGGAGGACUUAAAAAGAAUCUGAAGGUCAAAGGGAAAUUAAUGCGGAGUACAGCAGUAUGUGACAUCUCACUUCCCACUGAGGAGAACAGCAAUGAAAAAGACAGCAAGACAACUAUAUCUAGUAACCAUGGAAACAGCCCUGAGUGUGAUGAGGAGGAAGAGGGGAACAGCAAAGUGGGCACCACAACCAAAAAGCCAAGUUUAUCUAAAGAGCCUAGUCUGGAGUACACAGACUCCACAGGUAUUGAUCUGGAGGAAUUUCUAAUGACGACUUUGAAGAGCAGUCCCAGGGACAGACUGAUGCUCCUUAAACUCGAGCAGGAUAUGACUGACUUUAUGACAGACAACAGCUCUUAUAAGAAAUUCUCUCAGAUGUCAUCAUACCACAGGAUGCUGGUUCACAGGGUCGCAGCUUAUUUUGGUCUGGAACACAAUGUGGAUCACAGUGGAAAAGCUGUUAUCAUCAACAAAACCUGCAAUUCUAGGAUACCAGAACAUCGGUUUGCUGAACAUGUUCAAGAAGAGAAGAUAGAGGAAAGAAGAAUAAUAUUGAAGAGGAACAUCAGUCAAGACAAAGAAGAUGGUCAGAGGCUCAGAGUUCCAUUGCUCAAAGAACAGAUGAGGAGCAAGUCAAUAGAGGAGAGAGAGGAGGAGUACCAUAGAGUCAGAGACAGCAUAUUCUCUCAGGAUUCCUCUUGUGUUUCACAGAGUGUUUACAUUGAGACCAGAGGCCUUGAAGAUGGUGGUAUUCUCAAUGAGACCCAGAAAAGACGACAGCUAUUUAGGGGUAACUGGGGCAAUUCUGGUCAGCUGUCCGGCAGCAGGCAGAGCAGCUUUGAGCUGGACUCUCAUUGGAAUGACCCUCAACCUUGGAGCAGCACAGAUUCUGACAGUCCGACUUGGACCUCUAAAUCUACACACAGCAGCUCCAAACUCUGCAAACCAGUGUCCGAGUCAGCUCUGUCCUACGCUCCACCCAAUAACAGCCCAGCUUACAUCUUUGUGCCUGCAGAGUCAUCGAUACCUCCUGGGAGUAUCUUAUUGAACCCACAUACAGGCCAGCCAUUUCUGAAUCCUGAUGGAACUCCAGCUGUUUACAACCCACCAGUCAGUCAGAAGCCAAUCAGUAACCAACUUAACACGGUACAACAUCAAGCCCCGCCCCCUCCACCUCAGCAGCAGCAUGUAGCAAGCCAUGGAGUCCCACAGGUGCAAUACUCCUCAGUGACUUAUCUUCCAUCUCAGCAGUCAAACGUCUCUACCUCUCAGCAACACCCAAUAGAACAUACCAGGGAAGAUCUCACCUCCAAGUCUGGUCACAUGACCUUGAGCCCCCAAUCAUCGGGGGAUCUUCCUGAUAUGCCCUCUUAUUACUUCCAAGGUGCUCCGCCAACACACAGCUAUGCCCCACCUCACCAUAGCUACGCUCCCUCUCACCAUUCAGAUAGUUACGUGAAUCCUGGAAUGACACUGGCUUCUCCCACAGCCCCUCCCCCUCAUACCCAUAAUCAGCAGAGUAAUCAGGUUUCAGUGUACAGUUACCCUGUUCAGUGUUCUGGUGCAUCCCAACAAUAUGGAGCAGCCAGUUAUAGCACACAAACAGGAUACCCAGCUGUCAUAUCUAACCAACAAGUUUCUCCAGGCAUGAUGGGAAGUCCGAUUCUACCCCAAACACAGCAAGGCAUUAUGGGAUCUUAUCCAUCUGUACCCUCCUAUCAGGUACUACAACAACAACAACAACAACAGUCUUUUCCAUCUGCAAUGCUGGGGCAAGGUGGGCAGAUGCAGUGUUUUGUGCCCCCUGCCGGAGUUCAAGUGUACUGCAACUCCAUGCCCCCUUCUCCCCCUCCACCACUCAGUAUGCUGGGAGUCUCCUUCCAGUCAAGUGGCUGCAAAAACAGCUGUAAUAUUAAUCAGAACCAGUUCUGGAACUAAAAUAAACUAUUCGCACCUACAGCUCAGCUGUGAAAGCCAAACAGACCCAGUGUAAAAACAAGCUCCUAUGCAUUCAGUAUUUACUGUAUAGCUACAACCCCAAUUCUGAAAAAGUUUGGAACGUAUGAAAAAUGCUAAUAAAAACAAA